AUGGGCUUCACAGCGCCUCUACGGGAACCAAUCGACGACCAAGGGAACGUUCUUAAUCAAAUUGUACUGAUCACCAUUCGCUCAGGCCGGAACCUCGCCCGCCGAAUCCCCCGAACUUCGCCGACUCGCGCUUCUUCUAACGCUCAUCGUGCUUCUCGAGGCACUCAGGUUCUGGGUCCCCAGAAAGCCACUCCUAUUCGUCGCUCCUACUCCAAUAUCUCCCAGACACGUCGUACCGAGGCCAGUGGCCGCAUCAAUCGCACGUUGUAUCGCUUGCCCGAUCUCUUGACCCAGAGUGAUUCGGAUGGAGAAGCUCCUGCUCAGGACCGUCAGCAGGUUGUAGAGACCCAAGAGAAUAGUUCUGUCAUUGCUAAUCCUGCGACCCCCGAGUCUGCCCGACUCAGGACUCCCAUGACUCCCAUGACAGCUCCUCCGGCUGCCAAUGUCGGCAACUCGGCAGCAAGCCUCAACUCAUCUCCCAGUUGGUCGCGAUGGAUUUUCAACAAUGUUUCCAGAAGAUGGACAAACAUUCGCGGGAGGCUUGUCACUCGUCCGUCCGCUGGAACCCUGCCAGCCGCCGAAGCCGAUGAGACCGUGGAGACUGAUGAAAGUAUCGACCAAGUUGUUACGCCCACUAAGUCGACCGAGGCCAACACGGUUCCUGUGACUGCACCUAAGGCGCACACCGAGGCUUUUGUGCCUCUGCCAACGCGUAGCACCUAUCGCCGUCGUGUUUCCACUUUUCUUCCUCACGACGUAGACCCUGACCGGCCUCGUCGUCCUCGUCGCAUUUCAACAACAGAUCGCCCAGUGGCUGCGUCCAAGUCUCGCCAAAAGCCUACCCCUCCAGCGGCCGAGCUUGGAUACGAUCUCUUUCCUCGUGCGUAUGAUGCAGAGCUACUCAAGAAAUGGUUCGCGCGAGGUACGAACCCUCGUCUUGUUCAGCCUUCUCAGACUACAGAGGAUACGGAGGCUAGCAAUGAAGUUGCUAUCUCUGCUCCCACCAAGGUUUCUCCUACUUCCAAUGAGACUGCAUCUGCCUCCGCUGAAGAUCAAUCGCUCAAGCGCAAGCGUGAGGAGCCUGAGAAAAUCCCAAACCCGAAAGGAUGCAGUUAUGGUAUGAGUGAGGAGUUUUUCGAGUUCACUGACGCUGAAUGGGAGGAGGAAGAAAAGCGUGUGGCUGCACUGAAGGCCAAUGAAACAACUCAACCUGCCGCCAAGAAGCAACGCGUUGAUGCGUCGCAGUCGCGCCGACGUGCAACCACUCGGCCCAAUACUCCAAAAGCCCCUCUCAGCGCUCUAUCUCCUGCGCGCCGUCCUGGAUUCAUUCCUAACCGCCGAGGCACAUACGCUGCCCCUGAUCUGUCUCCAAUUGACUCAAGUGACCUGUUUUCAGGCGUGGAAUCGACUCCGGCAACACAAGCUUCCUCAGAUGAACCCGCCAAUGCCCCCACCAAUGCUCAACCCACCACCGCUAAACAUGCCCGCAAUUCGAUCGACUAUGAGACACUGCAGAAAGAACGUGAACUCAAGGCCAAGCAAACGCGGGAACCCAAUUCCAGUCCUUCCGUUCCCACAAGCCUCAACGAUGUCCCCGAAUCCCGCGGAACCGCCCCUACCGCUACUCAAACUCUCGAACACUCCAGUGCCACCACCCCAGAACGUGAAUCCUCCCAAAUCAGCACUGACAUUGACGCUGACAUUGACGCCGACGCCGACGUUGAUGUUGACGCCGACGUUGACGGCCCAUCCCCUCUGACCCGAGCCCGCAACAAGGCUGAACAGUUCAAACCCAAGACGCCAAGUCGUCUUCGGGAAGCUCAUCCUUUUGCGAGCAGUAUCACCUCUGCUGCCACUGCCACACCGUCCUUCUUGGGUGCCACAACGGGCACCCCCUUAAACUUCGGCGCGACUUUGCAUGCUCCCUCAAGCCUGGGCGCGUUGACUUCAUCCCCUGUCUUCUACAGUGACCCUGAGUCCAAUGAUACCAUUGAGCCUCUCACCCCAGCUGACGAUGCUAAUUGGUUGCGUGAAAAGUGUCCAACUGGAGAAAUUGCCCACCUGUGCUGGCCGGAGCCGGCUAGUCUUGUUGAGACUUUGAACAUCGACCCUGCUAUUGCCGAAUUUGUCAACAAGAAUUCGUUUCCAGAGGCGUAUGCCGAGGCUGUCGCUGCUUGGCAGACUAUGUGGGAAGAAUUCCAACGAGGGCAGCUGGAGAUCUAA
Molecule: messenger RNA, 2223 nt
Organism: Penicillium atrosanguineum
Lineage: Eukaryota; Fungi; Ascomycota; Eurotiomycetes; Eurotiales; Aspergillaceae
Exons: 4
Coding region: 1-2223 (740 amino acids)
Source: RefSeq, a predicted model, not a curated record